Molecule: messenger RNA, 1381 nt
Organism: Bactrocera oleae (olive fruit fly)
Lineage: Eukaryota; Metazoa; Arthropoda; Insecta; Diptera; Tephritidae
Gene: Trax
Product: Translin associated factor X
Cellular component (GO): cytoplasm; nucleus
Molecular function (GO): RNA endonuclease activity; sequence-specific DNA binding; RNA binding
Source: RefSeq, a predicted model, not a curated record
UAUGCAUGCACAUGCAGAUGACAAUUAAUUGGAAUGGGAGAGCGUAGAUCGAUUCGUACUUAAUUUCUCAAAAACAAUUAUCUACAUAAAUUAUGAAGUGGUAUUUUUGUUCUUUAAGUGAUUUUAGCAAACUCAUAACUGUAGCAAUAAUUAUUGCCUGUAAAGAUGAGGUGGUUACUGGAAUUGCUAUGAGUAUGCAUUUACGUAGGUUUCGCUUAAACUAUAAAUCUAAUAUCGAUGAGUCUCCAAGUCUUUGUUUCGGAAAUCGAUUAAUUUGGUUGCAUCUGUUUCAGUUAGAGGUAAUAGUUGUGUGUAUAUAUGCCCCGUUUACGAUAAUAUAUGCACUCGUAAAUAAUUGGAGUUUUUAAAGCAUUGUAUACGACGAUAUAAGCAUAAUAACAUAAAAAAUGUCACAAAAUUCACGUUCUCGGCAUAAUAACCGCCGAAAUCAACAAAAACAUAAAAGUGAUCGUGAUACUAAUUAUGGUGAGGAAUUGAAUCCCGUUGUAAAAGUAUUCCAGGAAUAUGCACUUGAGCUGGACGACAAACAUGAUCGAUAUGAACGGAUUGUGAAACUUAGCCGCGAUAUCACCAUUGAAGCAAAACGUAUAAUUUUUCUUUUACAUACCAUAGAUGGUAGAAAAAACAAUCGUUCUAAAGUACUAGAAGAAGCCGAACAACGAUUGACAAAAGUGAUUGAGGUAAAUUUCAAGUCUAUAGCUUUGGAGCUAACUGGACAGGAUCCCUAUCAAUACAGGUGCUCAUACUCACCGGGAUUACAGGAAUUCAUCGAAGCCUAUAGUUUUAUGGAGUAUUAUAAAAAUGGUGCGGACGAAAUGUCAGGCACAAUGUCGGAUUGGAUGGUUUUGCAACAAAAAAUGCAAUAUGAACGAGAUGAUAAACUUAAUACAAUCAAAGACGAUUCUCAGAAAUCAAUAGAUAGCCCAAAUGAAGUGGAUAUAGAAAAUGAUAUUAAAACCGUACCCCAAAAGUUUGAAUUUAUUGUUGACCCUACAGAAUACAUUUUGGGAAUAGCAGAUCUAACUGGUGAAUUAAUGAGGCGAUGCAUUAAUUCCUUGGGCAGUGGGGAAACGGAUGUGUGCUUGGAAACGUGCAAGGUUCUACAACAGCUUUACUCAGGGUAUAUAAGCCUUAAUGUACAACGUUCUCGAGAAUUAUCUCGUAAAAUUUAUACAAUGCGUCAAAGUGUUUUAAAAGCUGAAAAUGUUUGCUAUAACGUGAAAGUGCGUGGUGGAGAAGCAGCGAAGUGGGGUGCUGUGUUUGAAAAUAAAAUGAAUGAUGAUUUGGAUGAAGGAUUUUAUUAAAAGAAAAUUUGUAGCAACAAUAAAUGAUUAUUCACUCAAAUUCUAUUCAAAUUAAA